UCAUAAAACAACUUUGGUAAACAUGUUGAUUCUGUUAGUUGCAAUAUGUAUAAUUUUCCUUGCUGUAUGUUUUGUGUUUAUUGUCACGAGGGCUGUUUAUGACAGAAGGAAAUCCACAGUUUCAGUACUUGCUGUAAUGGGUUCAGGAGGACAUACAAAAGAAAUGCUGAGUCUACUGUCAGGUUUGGGUACUCAUUAUCAUCCCAGAUAUUAUGUCAUUGCCAACACUGACACCAUGAGUCAACAGAAAGUGAAACAGUUCGAAAAACAAAGAAAUACCACUGAGAAAAAUAAAUCAGAAUAUUCAAUAAUCCUGAUUCCCAGAAGCAGAGAAGUUGCACAGUCUUGGACAAGCACGGUCUUAUCAACAUUAAUUGCAUUGUGGAAGUCAUUUCCUGCAGUCUUCCAAAGUAAUCCUGACCUUAUACUCUGUAAUGGUCCAGGCACGUGUGUACCAGUAUGUCUGGUAGGAAUAAUAUUAAAGAUAGUCAGAAUGGGUAAACCUAGGAUAGUUUAUGUGGAAAGUAUAUGUCGAGUUGAAACUCUUUCUUUGUCAGCCUGGAUGCUUUAUUACUUGGUGGAUGAGAUGUUAGUUCAAUGGCCUUCUCUACAGACCAAAUUUCCUAGAACACAUUAUAUAGGAAAGCUUGUUUGAUAGAUGAUGCUUAUCAUCAAAGAGGAGUACAAUAUUUUCUGCAAGUGUAAAUGAAACAUUGAAAGAUGUUUGAUGCAUGUGUAAAACAGUGACUUGUGAAUGUAAAAUAUAAUUCAAGCUUUUUGACUUUCAAGGAUACACAAUUCUUUGUGAAUAAUACUCAGCUAUGACUCAUGCUUAUUGUCAGUGCUACAUAUUACUUCAUUCAUUUCAUUAAAAGUGAAUUCAUAUGUA
Molecule: messenger RNA, 889 nt
Organism: Saccostrea echinata
Lineage: Eukaryota; Metazoa; Mollusca; Bivalvia; Ostreida; Ostreidae
Product: UDP-N-acetylglucosamine transferase subunit ALG14 homolog
Exons: 5
Coding region: 23-655 (210 amino acids)
Biological process (GO): dolichol-linked oligosaccharide biosynthetic process
Cellular component (GO): UDP-N-acetylglucosamine transferase complex
Source: RefSeq, a predicted model, not a curated record